Aspergillus tubingensis is the source of this 768-nucleotide messenger RNA. RefSeq names its product glyoxylase. Lineage: Eukaryota; Fungi; Ascomycota; Eurotiomycetes; Eurotiales; Aspergillaceae. The record is from RefSeq and is a predicted model, not a curated record. The transcript has 9 exons. Gene Ontology annotation, molecular function: hydroxyacylglutathione hydrolase activity. Bases 1 to 768 code for a protein of 255 amino acids.
AUGCAUGUACAGUCGAUCCCGAUGUGGACCGGGAAGGGCAAUAACUAUGCCUACCUGGUCACGGAUGAACCUACUAAGGAGUCCGUUAUUAUUGACCCGGCUAAUCCGCCUGAGGUGGCUCCGACGCUGCAAUCUCAGAUCGACGCGGGAAAGAUUAAGCUUACGUCUAUCGUGAAUACCCAUCAUCACUGGGACCACGCUGGUGGUAACAAUGAAAUUCUGAAAACCUUCGGUCAACUCUCCGUCAUUGGUGGCAAGAACUGCCAGUCUGUCACCAAGACCCCGGCACACGGCGAAGUCUUCAAGAUCGGAGAGCGCAUCUCCGUCAAGGCGCUACACACGCCCUGCCACACGCAGGACAGUAUCUGCUACUUCAUGCAGGAUGGAGACGACAAGGUUGUCUUCACCGGUGAUACUUUGUUUAUCGGAGGAUGUGGCCGGUUUUUCGAGGGUACGGCCCCGGAAAUGCACAAGGCAUUGAACGAGACUCUGGCUGCACUGCCGGAUGAUACUAAGGUUUACCCCGGACAUGAAUACACCAAGGGCAACGUUAAGUUCUGCCUUGCUGUUUCGCAGUCUGAGCCCAUUAAGAAGUUGGAGGCAUUCGCCAAUGCCAACCAAGAGACCCAGGGCAAGUUCACGAUUGGUGAUGAGAAGCUUCAUAACGUCUUCAUGCGCGUCAACGACCCCGAGAUCCAGAAGAAGACCGGCAAGACAGAUCCAGUGGAGGUCAUGGCGGCGCUGAGAGAGAUGAAGAACAGUAUGUAA